Messenger RNA from Brassica napus (rape), 1915 nucleotides. RefSeq names its product pentatricopeptide repeat-containing protein At5g46680. Gene Ontology annotation, molecular function: protein binding. The transcript has a single exon. NCBI's taxonomy places the organism in Eukaryota, Viridiplantae, Streptophyta, Magnoliopsida, Brassicales, Brassicaceae. Bases 166 to 1563 code for a protein of 465 amino acids. The record is from RefSeq and is a predicted model, not a curated record.
AAGAACCAUUUUACAUUUGUAAUCUCUUUUGAAUUCUUUAUGUUUUCGUUAAUUCUGAAAUCUUGAUUUUCUUUUUCCAUAUCUAUCAAAACCCGUGAUCCUCACGUUUCCAUACUUACAAAACCACUUUAAAACCGUACCUUUUCCCACCACUCAUGGACAAAAAUGGUUCAUGGAUUAAUGAAAACCUCCACGAAGCUACUAAACAUCUGCAUCGAUUCCCUCUGCAAAUCUCGAAACUUGCAGAAAGCAGAAUCAUUACUCAUAGACGGAAUCAGACUAGGCGUCCUCCCCAACGUCGUCACUUACAACACCUUAAUCAACGGCUACUCUCGUCUCGUUGGCAUCGACGAAGCUUACGCCGUAACACAUCGUAUGAGAGAUGCCGGAAUCAAACCAGACGUCUCUACAUACAACUCACUCAUCUCCGGAGCUGCGAAACAGCUCUCGUUAACCCGCGCCCACCAACUGUUCGACGAAAUGCUUCGCUCAGGUUUAUCUCCAGACAUGUUGAGUUACAACACUCUCAUCUCUCUCUACUUCAGGGUCGGGAGACACGGAGACGCGUUUCGGAUUCUGAACGAAAAUGUUCAUGACGCUGGGCUGUCUCCUGGUGUUGACACUUACAACAUUCUUCUCGACGCGCUUUGCAAGAGCGGUCACAUAGAUAAUGCUAUUGAGCUGUUUAAGCAUGUAAAGAGCCGGGUUAAACCCGAGCUCAUGACUUACAACAUUCUCAUCAACGGUCUUUGUAAAUCAAGAAGAGUUAGCUCCGCGAAUUGGAUGCUGAGGGAGCUUGAGAGAGCGGGGUACACUCCUAAUGCUGUUACGUACACGACGAUGCUUAAAAUGUACUUUAAGACGAAGAUGAUUGAGAAAGGGCUUAAGCUUUUCUUGAAGAUGAAGAAGGAAGGGUAUACCUUUGACGGGUACGCGAGUUGUGCAGUUGUUAGUGCUUUGAUUAAGACAGGGAGAGCAGAGGAGGCGUAUCAAUGUAUGCAUGAGCUGGUGAGAAGCGGUAGACGGAGUGGAGAUAUUGUUUCGUACAACACGUUGUUGAAUCUGUAUUUUAAAGACGGGGACUUGGAUGCAGUGGAUGAUUUACUGGAGGAGAUUGAGAGUAAAGGAUUGAAGCCUGAUGACUACACGCAUACGAUUAUAGUCAAUGGUUUGUUGAGCAUUGGACAUACGGGAGGAGCUGAGAAGCAUUUGGCUUGUUUGGGAGAGAUGGGGAUGCAGCCGAGUGUUGUCACCUGUAACUGUUUGAUUGAUGGGUUGUGCAAAGCGGGUCAUGUAGACCGUGCGAUGAGGUUGUUUUCGUCGAUGGAGAUUAGAGAUGAGUAUACUUACACUUCUGUUGUGCAUAAUCUAUGCAAAGAUGGGCGGCUUGUGUGCGCUUCGAAGCUGUUAUUGUUGUGUUACAAUAAAGGAAUGAAGAUUCCGUCGUCGGCUAGACGAGCUGUGUUGUCGGGGUUACGGAUGACGGUAUCUUACCAGGCAGCAAGGAAGACGCAUCACAAAAUCAAAGCUGCUAUAAAGAGCAAUGCAAUAGCGGAUCCUUAGGACACUGAUAGGUACUAUAGAGAUUAGAGGAAAGUUUCUUUCGUCUGCAUCAAUGGAGUCCUAUCUUCCGACAUCUCAAGUUAUAGUGUAAACGUCUGAUUAAUUAGUCUUUUCAUAUCAACAUGUGGUGAAAAGUAUGUAAAACAGUUUCUUGUGUCGUCCUUACGUAAAGAUUCUUGUUUUUUCUCUCUUGUAAAUAUAACUUUUGGGUGGAUUUUGGCUGGAGAGAUGUAUUAGCUUAGGAUUGGUUUGAUUGAAACAGAUAGCUUCUGUACAAGAUUCUAGCUAUGAACAGUUCAUAAACUCUACGCAGGUUCAGCAACAUAUAUAAUGACUUGAGAUCAGUUCACUU